Molecule: messenger RNA, 608 nt
Organism: Ruditapes philippinarum (Manila clam)
Lineage: Eukaryota; Metazoa; Mollusca; Bivalvia; Venerida; Veneridae
Product: perlucin-like protein
Exons: 5
Coding region: 86-565 (159 amino acids)
Source: RefSeq, a predicted model, not a curated record
CCUUUCAAUAUCUACAACGUCUUACUUUAGCUUCUAAAUUUUAUCUUCUAAUUUCAUUGGUGCUCUUCCAUUAAUGUUGUAAACAAUGUUUUCUCCGCUGAUUAUUUUUGUCUUAUUGGCUGUCGGUUAUGGCUGGGUAGAAUGUGCUUGUCCACAUGGAUGGAUUCUACAUGGUAAAUCAUGCUAUCAUUUUAGCCAUGACACCGAGGAAUGGAUCGGAGCUUUGGCUGUAUGUCGAGAGCUAGGUGGACAGCUUGUUGAAAUAGAGGACGCUGCAGAAGAUAACUUCAUCAUUAGUGAAGCAAGACGUCGUCAAAAUAGCUAUUGGAUAGGAUUGUCCGACAUUCAAGAAGAAGGGACUUGGGUAUGGAUGAAUAGUAAAAUACCCCUAGUACCGGGGGAUUAUACGAAUUGGGAAAGUGGUCAACCUGACAAUGAUGAUGACGAUGAAAAUUGUGUAAAUUUAGAGGAGAACUUCAACAUGUUGUGGAACGACUUAGCAUGCCACACCGUUCAAAACUACAUAUGUGAACGCCUGGCACAGAACCUCGACAUUGUGGGUUGAGACAUUAUAUGUUCCAGAACUAAUAAAUCUAUUGUAAACUAUA